Molecule: messenger RNA, 4851 nt
Organism: Folsomia candida
Lineage: Eukaryota; Metazoa; Arthropoda; Collembola; Entomobryomorpha; Isotomidae
Gene: DNApol-alpha180
Product: DNA polymerase alpha catalytic subunit
Exons: 14
Coding region: 144-4652 (1502 amino acids)
Biological process (GO): DNA replication; lagging strand elongation; mitotic DNA replication initiation
Cellular component (GO): alpha DNA polymerase:primase complex
Molecular function (GO): DNA-directed DNA polymerase activity; single-stranded DNA binding; pyrimidine nucleotide binding
Source: RefSeq, a predicted model, not a curated record
GAAUUGAGCGGGCGAGGGAACGCGACCCCAUCCAAAUAAUAACAUUCUCUUCUUCUCUUUCUUACCUGGUUUUCUUUUUUGCAAUUAUUUUGUUUUUUGGAAAAUUUUGUUAAAAAUUUUGUCGAAGAUUUUGCCGAGUCAGGAUGAGUGACGUGGACGAUGAUACCGUCGAAGACGACAGUAUUGCGUCGCGGAGGUCGAGGAGGUCUCGGGGCGAUAAGGGAGGCAGACUUGCGGCCUUGGAAAGGUUGAAAAAUACGAGGAAGGGUGGCGUGAAGAAUAAGUAUGAGGUGAAAGAGUUGGAGAAUGUGUACGACGUCGUGGACGAGGACACUUACUCGAGGAAGGUGAACGAUCGAUUGAAAGAUGAUUGGAUAGUGGAUGACGGGACAGGUUACUGUGAAACUGGACAUGAAUUAUUUGAUGAUGACCUCAUCGAUGAGGCUGGUUAUGCUGGGUCAUCCAAGAGGAAGAAUAAAGCGCCCAAUAAGUCGAAAAAGCCGACAAAGGAGGAACGACAGAAUCAAAAGUCUAAUUUCCUCUCCGUUCGAGACAUGUUGACAAACAUGCCAGCCAAGAGGAAGCGAGACACAGAGGAAAGCUCUGCUGCCGCUGGUGGGGCAGAUGAAUUGCUGGGGGAUAUGUUAAUGGAGUUAAAUGAAGAGAAAACGGCCAAGAAGGUGAAACCAGAUGAGAGGCAGGGAGUCAAAUUGUUAUCCGUCUUAACAAACAUGCCCAUGAAACGGAGGCGAGAUGGGACUGACCCUGAAACUUCUUUCUCAUCCUCCGAGGCGAAUCAUUCCCUCGAAGAUAUUUUACAACAUGUAGAAAAGAGGGCGAAACCUGCUAGUUCUUUUGAGAAAUUCUCCAAAAACAAAAAGUCAGAACCAAGCGGAUACCAGGAGAUUACAGAGUAUUCUUAUCGGACACAAAUGGAAACUGAUGGAUUUGAAGCGACUGAGCCUUCGUUAGACGCAGUCAAAGUAAAAAUUGAAAAAGAAGACGUUGAGGAAACUUCCGUUGCGACCACCAGUUUCCGAGAUAAUGACAUUGUUAAAGUAGAACCCGCAGAAAAAGAGGAAAAACCCAAGCACAGUUUGACCACGACAAUGCAUGACAUAAUUGAAAAUGCAAAAGCAUCUACAACAACAACCACUAGCCAAAUCGAGUCAUCAAAUGUGGAAUGCAUGACUAUAGAUGAAACGGGAAAUAAGCAGGUCCUAAACUUUUAUUGGUUUGACAUUUACGAAGAGCCCAGAAAUCCUGGUGUCUUGUAUUUAUUUGGAAAAGUCAGCCAAGAAGGAGCAGUGGGAGGAUUUGUCAGUUGCUGCAUAGCAAUUCAAAAUGUCCAACGUUGUGUGUACAUACUUCCUCGUUCAGAGAUGCGAGAUGACCCUGAGAAAGACGUCACAUUUCGUGAUGUGUCUGCUGAGAUCGAAGAACGUUUUAAAAAAUUACACAUACUCCAGUUUAGAGCACGAACAGUAGAGAAAAAAUACUGCUUCAGUGAAGAAAAUGUGCCUAAAGUUUCAGAAUACAUGGAAAUUUUUUAUCCCGGCACGUUGCCUGCAUUGCCAGAGGACUUUCAAGGAAAUACAUUUUCUCGUGCAUUUGGAACACGAUCUUCAAUGCUGGAGAACUUUUUGUUGAAGAAUAAGCUGAAAGGCCCUUGUUGGUUACAGAUUGUAAGCCCUAUCAAAGUAGAAUUAGGACAGCAACAGUCAUGGUGCAAAAUGGAGUUUAAUUGUGACGUUGGAGGAGUUAAAAUUCAUCCUCAGAAAGACUCAAUGGAAAUCCCACCAUUUGUGGUCGCAUCGAUAAACAUGAGUUCAAUUAACGACCCCAAAACAAAGAAGGAUUGCAUCAUUUCUGCGUCUGUGGUUGUAAAUCGAGUGUUUAAAAUGCAAUCUUUUCUUACAACUGAAGGUUUAUUCCAUGAAUCAUUUUGUUUGCUAAAUAGACCUCCAGGAGAAAUAUGGCCAUUUGACGUGGAUCGAGUACUUUCAAAAUUCACAACCAAAAUGGAUUCUGAGCGAAGCAUGUUGGCAUGCCUGCUAGCUAAACUGUCACAAUUUGAUCCAGAUAUUUAUGUCGGCCACGAUUUGAAUUUGGACUUGCUUCUUCUCCAACUAUGGAAUCACAAGGUUCCUCAUUGGUCACGUAUUGGGCGUUUGAAGCGAUCCUCGCAGCCUCAAAAGGGUGGAAAAUUGCCCGACUCCAGAUCAGCCGUGGCUGGAAGAUUGGUUUGCGACGUACAGAUAUCAGCGAAGGAACUAAUAAGAGCCCGAUCGUACGACUUAGCCAGUCUUGCUUCACAAGUUCUUGGUCUGAAUGAAGAUCAAAUCACUGCAUACACUGGGACAGAGUUGCGUAGUCUUUUCGAAUCGUCUGAUGGAAUUCAACAUCUUGCAGCAUGGGGAAUGUCUUUAAGCAUUUUGAAUCUGAGGCUAAUGAACGAACUUCAAGUAAUGCCACUCGCCCUUCAAAUAACAACAAUUGCUGGUAACACCUUGGCCCGUACGUUGAUGGGAGGUCGUUCGGAAAGAAAUGAGUUUCUUUUAUUGCACGCUUUUUACAACAAGGAUUACAUUGUUCCUGAUAAGCAAUACAAAAAGAAAUUUAAGCGCGAGGAUGACGAAGAAGGAGGAGCUGGUGGAGAGGACAAAAAUAAUAGCGGAAAAUCAAAUGGUCCUGCUUACGUCGGAGGCUUGGUCUUAGAGCCAAAGAAAGGAUUCUACGACAAUUUCAUCGUUCUCAUGGACUUCCUUUCCCUGUAUCCAUCGAUUAUCCAAGAAUUUAAUAUUUGUUUUACGACAACCACUACAGAAGAUCACACGGACUAUAGGGAAAGGGGUAUUCUUCCCGAGGAGAUUAGAAAACUUGUCGAAAGUCGAAGAGAAGUAAAGAAAUUGAUGCAAGCGGAAAAUGUCUCCCACGACUUGAAACGCCAGUAUGACAUUCGACAGAAAGCUUUGAAACUCACUGCAAAUUCCAUGUAUGGGUGUCUAGGAUUUGGACAUUCGAGAUUCUAUGCCCAAAACCUUGCUGCUCUUAUUACAGGAAAAGGACGGGAGAUUUUAAUGAAGACGAAACUUGCUGUUGAAGCACUAGGGUUUGAAGUCAUUUAUGGAGAUACCGACUCGUUGAUGAUCAACACAAAUACUCAAGAAAUUGAAGCAGUGUAUAAAAUUGGAAACAAAAUUAGGACAGAAAUCAACCGCAUGUAUAAACUUCUCGAGCUGGAAAUUGACGGCGUGUUCAGAUUUUUAUUACUCCUGAAAAAGAAGAAAUACGCUGCACUUACAUACAGCGUUAAAAAGAAUGGACAAGUUGAAACAGCGAUGGAAUUGAAAGGUUUGGAUAUUGUUCGUCGUGAUUGGGCUCCAGUGGCAGCAGUAACUGCUCGUGCAAUUUUAGAUGAAAUAAUGACUGAACAAGCAUUGGACGAUAAAAUUUUUAAAAUUGUAAAGAUUUUGAAUGAUAAAGCAGAAGAACUAAAAGCCGGACAUGUUCCCUUGAAAGACCUGCUCAUCACAAAACAAUUAGCUAAAAACCCAGAAGAUUAUAAAGACCGUCAAGGAUUAUAUCAUGUCACCGUUGCCAAACGUUUAAAUCAAACUGGAAAGCUACCCAAAAAGUUCAAGAAUGGAGACACUGUUCCCUAUGUAUUCUGCACCGAUGGCAUUGCUCAUCAUCCUGUAGAGUUAUUGGAAAGUAAAGCGCCACCGAAAGUCGAAGUAGCGAAAGUUGAAAAUAAUAAUGAAAACGGCGGUACCGCAUCCAUUAAGCAGGAAAUAACUGCAUUGGAACCUGACGCAAAAUAUUAUUUAGCACAACAACUGCAUCCUGUUGUUUCUCGUAUUUGCGAGCCGAUUCCUGGUCUGGAUGCAGCUCGUAUUGCAGAAUCACUAGGAAUGGACCCCUCGUCCUACAAGAGAAGGCAUGUUGUAGACCGCAGCCAGGAUGACAUUGGACUUGGCGAAAUAACCGAAGCAGAAAAAUAUCGAGAUUGUGCUCGGUUUAAAUUUCCAUGUGUUAAGGAUUCGUGCCGUCAUGAAAUCGUUAUCGAAGCUCCGUUUGUUGAAAUACAAAACAAAUGGAUAUCCAGUCUCAAUAAGAUAUGCCCGGGAUGCUCCUCCAUUUCCCCAAUUUCUUAUAUGCCCCACGUACUCAACAGCUUGGUCUUAUUUAUGCGAAAGUUUAUUGAGAAAUAUUAUCAGGGUUGGUUCGUAUGUGAAGAUCCUGCAUGUCCGAACCGAGUACGAGGAGUAAAUCUGCACCUAGAACGAGGUUACAUGGUCUGUCCAUGCAAACAAGGAGUUAUGUUCCGGGAGUAUACAGAAGCAGAUCUGUAUAAACAAUUGAACUACUUGCUGUACGUCUUUGAUGUAAAAAAGCACAAAGAGGCUUUGCCCACGGUCGAAAGAUCAAAAUUAAAUCCUGAGAUGGCAUUCGCAGAGAAACAAUUCGAGAAACUUUCAACAUUAGUCCAAAAUCAAUUAAAUCAGUCCGCAUACUCGGAAAUUUGUUUAGAAGAUUUGUUUAUGGAUCUAAUUCCAAAAUUCAAGCAUUUAUUCCACGAUAAAAGGGGAAAACAAAAACCACCCACAACGUCAGAAAUUCCUCCUACCAGUUCUAAGAAGAAAAAAUGAAUUGUUUUAACGAAUGUUUUAUUUAUGUGUUGCGUGAGCUAACUUUAACGUUGAUUAAGAAAUUAUGUAUGCAUGCAGAUACUAUUGUUGAUAUAUUUCAAUUUCGAAUAUUUAUUUAUAGCGACAGUGAGUAAUGUAAUUUUGUGUGAUAUGCAUUUCAGAAUGAAUAAAAUCAGAAAAUACUGAAACCACUUAAUAA